AUGGAACUUUGGCAAAGUGAUGACUGUGUUAAGAAGUUCGAGAUAAAUUCAAAGAAUUAUUGUAGUGGACAGGAAGUAGCUGCUGGGACACACACAAGUGGCUCUAUCACAGCUGGAGAGCAUCGAAAAAAACUUGCUGAAGGAGCUAUGCAAGCAGCUGCAAUGAUAGCUAUCUGCGCGGGAGGAGCAAAGAAGAAAAGACUAUUUGGUCUUGGAUCUGAAGCUUCCAGUUAUUUUGGAAAAAAAAUUUGUACCUGCAAUGCUUCCACAUCAUCAGUACCACCAUCGGUUUCUAUACCGACAACAAAUAUGGAGGAAUUUGUGAAGCAAUUGAUUCCGGCCCUUACUACUCAUUUUCUUCCGAUAGUUAUUGAGCGUGUUGGUGGUAUUAGAGUACAAGAAGGGGCCGUUCUUGAUCCUCCUCCUACUAAUGAUGAUGAUGACGAUGUUGAUUCAUAG
Molecule: messenger RNA, 459 nt
Organism: Capsicum annuum
Lineage: Eukaryota; Viridiplantae; Streptophyta; Magnoliopsida; Solanales; Solanaceae
Exons: 4
Coding region: 1-459 (152 amino acids)
Source: RefSeq, a predicted model, not a curated record